Molecule: messenger RNA, 841 nt
Organism: Caenorhabditis elegans
Lineage: Eukaryota; Metazoa; Nematoda; Chromadorea; Rhabditida; Rhabditidae
Gene: eak-4
Product: Protein eak-4
Exons: 3
Coding region: 1-744 (247 amino acids)
Cellular component (GO): plasma membrane
Source: RefSeq, marked reviewed
AUGGGACAAUGCCUUGCCGUUCAUCGCCGAAUCAUGGCGUCACAGGAGUUUCCGAAUAUUCCUCAGCCGGAGUCGCAGUGUCAUGAUGCAUUUAUCCGGUAUUCCCCAGGAAGAUACGAACGUCGGGCUGCACGAUCCCAAGUCGACUAUUAUCUACUCCCACAGGCACCGCGGUUGAUGACUGAGGAUUUGGAUAAGAAAGAGUUUCAGCGACUCUAUGAUGCUCGUUGUGAGCUCGUUGAGUGUCCAGCCGGAAGGCGUGCAAUGCAACUGGAUGUUCAGAUCUAUGCGGAUCGUUAUGAGGCGACGCUCAACAAGAUUUUGGAGACUUCUCAAGAGCUUGACAAAGGCCUUGAAGACAUUUUCCAGGCCUACACAAAAGAUGAUCCACUGGCUGAUAAGGUUAUGAACUGCCGCUUGACCGUCGACGAAAUGGGACGAGUGUACGAGCACUUCUUCCGCGAAUCGGCAUGGAACCUUGACAGCUUCGUGGAGUACCGGAAGAAUCUGGCACGAGAUGCCUACUUGCUGCUUGCGGAUCUGAAAAUCGCAAUCCAACGUCUCGGCAUGCACUUCAAUCCGAACUUUGAAGACGCGCAAGUCAAGGUGGACUUCCAGAUUAUGCAGGCCGAGCAGAUCAUCUUUCACUUCAAAAGGACAUACAGGGACGCACUGAAGCACAACCCUGACUCGAUUACAGAGUUUGUGGAGGACGAGCUGGAAGAUCCUGGAACACCGUUGUAAUUUUUAUUGUCAUUCUUUUUCUGCCGUUUUCUUAUCCUUCCCCAUUAGUUACUGUAGUUCAGUCUUUUUUGAAUUUCAAUAAAACUACAACAAAAUC